UUAGUUGUUAAUAUGCCUGAGCCGGCGAAGUCCGCCCCCGCCCCGAAGAAGGGCUCCAAGAAGGCCGUGACCAAGGCCCAGAAGAAGGACGGCAAGAAGCGCAAGCGUAGCCGCAAGGAGAGCUACUCGGUGUACGUGUACAAGGUGCUGAAGCAGGUGCACCCCGACACGGGCAUCUCGUCCAAGGCCAUGGGCAUCAUGAACUCGUUCGUCAACGACAUCUUCGAGCGCAUCGCGGGCGAGGCGUCGCGCCUGGCGCAUUACAACAAGCGCUCGACCAUCACGUCCCGGGAGAUCCAGACGGCCGUGCGCCUGCUGCUGCCCGGGGAGCUGGCCAAGCACGCCGUGUCCGAGGGCACCAAGGCCGUCACCAAGUACACCAGCUCCAAGUGAGCGGCGGACCUCGCCGAAACCCAAAGGCUCUUUUCAGAGCCACCCAUGUUGUCAUAGAGCGGUUGUAAUGCUUGAAUUCAACUCAUCUUAGGCAAAGAA
Peromyscus californicus insignis is the source of this 492-nucleotide messenger RNA. RefSeq names its product histone H2B type 1-C/E/F/G/I. Bases 13 to 393 code for a protein of 126 amino acids. The record is from RefSeq and is a predicted model, not a curated record. The transcript has a single exon. Gene Ontology annotation, molecular function: protein heterodimerization activity; structural constituent of chromatin; DNA binding. NCBI's taxonomy places the organism in Eukaryota, Metazoa, Chordata, Mammalia, Rodentia, Cricetidae. Gene Ontology annotation, cellular component: nucleosome.